CGACUCUCUGAACACCACCGCGGAAGUUCAGACGCCAAUUCCACAGUCCGACACAAUGGCCACUACCCAGGGAGCUAUUUCCAAGAGGAGGAAGUUCGUUGCUGACGGUGUCUUCUAUGCUGAGUUGAACGAGUUCUUCCAGCGCGAGCUGGCCGAGGAGGGUUACUCCGGCGUCGAGGUCCGCGUCACUCCUACCGUCACCGACAUCAUCAUCCGCGCCACCCACACACAAGAGGUCCUCGGAGAGCAGGGUCGCCGCAUCCGUGAGCUCACCUCGCUCAUCCAGAAGCGCUUCAAGUUCCCCGAGAACUCUGUCUCGCUUUACGCCGCCAAGGUCCAGAACCGUGGUCUCUCUGCAGUCGCCCAGUGCGAGUCCCUCCGAUACAAGCUUCUCAAUGGUUUGGCCGUCCGAAGGGCCUGCUACGGUGUCCUGAGGUUCAUCAUGGAGUCUGGCGCCAAGGGUUGCGAAGUCGUUGUUUCCGGAAAGCUCAGGGCCGCACGUGCCAAGAGCAUGAAGUUCACUGACGGUUUCAUGAUUCACUCCGGCCAACCUGCUAAGGACUUCAUCGACGAGGCCACCCGCCACGUCUUGCUCCGCCAGGGUGUGCUCGGAAUCAAGGUCAAGAUUAUGCGCGGCUCAGACCCCGAGGGCAAGGCCGGCCCAUCCAAGACUCUCCCCGACUCCGUCACCAUCAUCGAGCCCAAGGAGGAGCAGCCCGUUGUGCAGCCCAUGUCCCAGGACUACGGCGCCAAGGCUAUCGCCGCCCAGCAGGCAGCGGAACAGGCCAGGCAGGCCGAGCAGGGUGAGGGCGAGGCCCCAGCAGAGGGUGGCGAGGGCUACUCUGAGGAGCAGUAGAUGGAUACCAAGCCGCGGGGCGUAUGAGAUUACGAAAAGGCAUUUAGCGGAAGGUUACGAUCACACUCAUCUUCCUUUGCACAUUCGGGACGGACUAGGCAUGCUUUUGAUCCGGGAGGUUAUGGAGUCUUGUGCUUAAGUGCUAUGUACUCUUUCAAACAAUCCAAACAUCAGCGGAUGGCUCGACCAACCAA
Parastagonospora nodorum SN15 is the source of this 1050-nucleotide messenger RNA. RefSeq lists its product as hypothetical. NCBI's taxonomy places the organism in Eukaryota, Fungi, Ascomycota, Dothideomycetes, Pleosporales, Phaeosphaeriaceae. The transcript is spliced from 4 exons. Gene Ontology annotation, molecular function: RNA binding; structural constituent of ribosome. Gene Ontology annotation, biological process: translation. The record is from RefSeq and is a predicted model, not a curated record. Gene Ontology annotation, cellular component: nucleus; cytosolic small ribosomal subunit. Bases 56 to 856 code for a protein of 266 amino acids.